AUGGCUGCGGCGCACCAGGUCUCCGCCGUGAUCUUUGAUCUCGACGGCACUCUCCUUGACACAGAGAGGGCAACAAGGGACGUCCUGAACGAAUUCCUGGCGGCAUACGGGAAGGUCCCCGAUGCGCAGAAAGAGGAGAAGAGGCUGGGCCAGAUGUAUCUGGAGUCUACCACUGGGAUCAUCAGAGACUACGGGCUGCCGCUCACGGUCGAGGAGUACUCCAAGGCGAUGCAUCCGCUCUACCUGAAAAGGUGGCAAAAGGCGAAACCGCUUCCAGGAGUGAAGAGGCUUGUCAAGCAUCUUCACAAGAACGGAGUGCCACUCGCGCUUGCUUCUAACUCCGUUAGGAGAAAUAUUGAUCGCAAACUUCCGAAACUAGAAGAUUGGGGAGAGUGUUUUUCUGUUAUUCUUGGUGGAGAUCAAGUCCCUAAUGGGAAACCUUCCCCUGACAUAUUUUUGGAGGCUGCAAAGAGGCUUGGUGUAAAUCCAUCGUCGUGCUUGGUCAUAGAAGAUUCUGUCGUUGGAGUCAAGGGUGCCAAGGCUUCUGGGGCAAAGGCGGUUGCAGUACCAUCACUUCAAAGUCAGAGGAAGCACUAUUAUAUUGCUGAUGCCAUCCUCUAUUCACUUUUAGACUUUGAUCCUGAGCUAUGGGGUCUUCCUCCAUUUGAAGAUCGCAUUCAACGUGUACUGCCGAUUGAUCCCUUACCUUCAAAUGCCAGGAUAGGUGAUAAAAUUGUAAACAAUCUUCAUUGGGUAAUUUCAGAUGACUGUACCUACGAGUGUAUUCCUGACCAAAUAUCAGGAAUUUAUUUGGGUUGGGCCAAGUCCAAAGUGCAUGGACUCUCCAAGGUGAUCAUAGGUACUGGGUGGGACUUCUCACAGCAGACCGUCGAAAGAGUGAUGCAAGUAGAUUUUCUUGACUCCUCUGGCAGGAUUGAAACAGAGCCUGUGAAGCUGCUUGUAAUUGGUUACAUCCGGAAACUCCAAAGUGCGGAUGCUAUAUUGCAAGCUUUAAGUAUAACUGACGAAGACAGGAGCAUUGCAAGAGAAGCAUUGGACCUCCCAACUUUCUCUGAAUAUGCUAAUGACCUUCAUCUUGCCUGA
Miscanthus lutarioriparius is the source of this 1104-nucleotide messenger RNA. The record is from the annotation of a GenBank genome assembly. NCBI's taxonomy places the organism in Eukaryota, Viridiplantae, Streptophyta, Magnoliopsida, Poales, Poaceae.